GAUUCUCUUCCUGCUCAUCCCGAUUGCUCGAUCGCCGCUGAUAGUGACCGGAGCAACUUGAAACUCCGAAUUGACAGAACCACGUUUAUGAGUGCACAAACAAUGUCGCCGAGCUCGCAGUGAUCGACCAAUUAUCCGCACGAUUGUUUAUCGAUCCGAUAAACCGUAAUUGGAAUUUCGAGAGGAACCGCGUGCGCGAAGAAGAAUGGCGCUGGCAAAGAUCAGGAAUUUCAUCGACAGCGGCCUGAAGACCGUGUCCACGCCUUUGGAUCGCACGGUGAAUCUGGAGCCGGAAGUCGGCAUAAGAAUCGUGCACUCGUUGAACGACAAGGCUCUUCACGUCACGGUGCUCGGUGCCAGACACCUGCCCCAGAACUUUGGCUUCACCAGAGUCAACAGCUACGUCGUAAAGGUGAAGCUAAUUCCCGGCAAGGAAAAGUUCGAGACCACCACGAGAAACGAGUCCUGGCCGCAGUGGAAUGAGGAGUUCACUUUUCUUCUGCGCAAAGAAACCAAACAGAAGUUCGGUAAACCGAAAGUCGUCGAGGAGGAGAUUAACGGUUCCAAAUUCAUCGUCGCGACUCUCUACGCGAUUCUCGAAGACAAGCCUUUGAUAGCGACCGAAAAGAAGGAGUCGGAUAAGGACAAGUCGCCUACGAAAGGAGAAUCGCUGAAAAAAGGCGGGAAGAAGAAGGAGGGCCAAAGUUCGUCCGAUAAUCAGGACUCCACUAAGAAUAAACUCUUCAGUCAAUUCUUUGGCAAGGGUUCCGACAAACUUGCGGAAUCCGCGACUGUGGAAAGAAAAGCCUACGACAAGAGGCGAACUGUAGGCGCGACGACGAUUCCGCUCGAUCCUAAAAACUUCAAUUCCAAACCACCGAAACCAAAACACGCCAGCGACGUGUCCACGGGAGACUUGUGGAAACCGCUGCGACCGAUCGCCAGUGGCAUCUCGGGUGCCGAGGAAAGGAGGGAAAACAAAAAAGGACAGGUCGAAUUGUCAUUAUGUUUAUCGAAGGGUGAGAAAGACGAAGACAGCGGUGGACAGCUGAUCUUGUCUCUGAGUCGUCUGAGAUGUUCACUUCAGACGAUGCACGAGCAUGAAGGUUUGAAGGGACAGAUGUAUUUGAAGAUGUCGGUUGUGGACGGUGGAAGAGUGACGCAUUUCUGGAAGAGCGAUCGAUUUGCACCGACGGUGUCUAUGAAAUUUUCGCCAGAGACAGCGAGAGUUGUCGCCGACAAUCCAUAUAAAGGAGCUCUCAAUGAUGUGAGCUUCGUUGUAAAGUUCGUCUCGAAGAAUAAAAUGGGCAAGAAGACUCCCGUAGGCCACUUUGUAAUCGGACCUGAGGUCGGCGGAACAUACGGCGAGCAAUGGAAGCAGGCUUUAGCGAAACCGGGGCAACAGAUAACGAAAUGGCAGGCGUUUGAAUAAAAAAGAAAAAAAAAAAA
This is a messenger RNA of Pseudomyrmex gracilis, 1449 nucleotides long. RefSeq lists its product as uncharacterized. The coding region runs from base 206 to 1432 and encodes 408 amino acids. The transcript is spliced from 5 exons. NCBI's taxonomy places the organism in Eukaryota, Metazoa, Arthropoda, Insecta, Hymenoptera, Formicidae. The record is from RefSeq and is a predicted model, not a curated record.